AGCACGAAACAAUCAAUGAAGUUGACAAAACUGAAGAAAUGAAAAAUGGAGACUCCCAUGGAGAUGAGGCUGUAGAAGAGAAAAUCACAGAAAAUGAUGAGACGAGGGAGCCUGAAGAAACGUUGGAAGGUGAAACAAAUUCUUGUCAGGUUACACCCGAGGAAUCGGAGGAGCACAGAACUGCUACAGAAGAAAAGAAAAUAAAAGAAGAAGAAUCAUUUGAAGAUGAAAAAAGCACACAAUCAGAGUGCACAAGAGAGCUUCAAGGUGUCUUGGAAGAUGGAGCAGUGGCGGUUCAUAUUCUCCCUGGUGAGACUUCAGCAGUUAACCUACAUACUGUACCCUCUACGAUGCCUUCUGAGGUCAAAGGAAAUGAAACAGAGGAAACAGAACUGAAAGAAGCUGAGAGUCUGGAGAAGAUUCGAGAACAAACAAGAGAUAUCAAGGAAGUCUCAAAUUUCAACGAGACAUGUGGAAGGGCUUCUGACAAUGAUCUACUCACUGAAACAGAGGAUGCUGCAAACGGAAAGAAAAUUGUCAUAACAAAUUACAUCGCAGUGAUCGAAGUUUUGAAAGAAGAGGUCAUGGAGGACAAGGAAGUUACUGAAACAUCUUAUUCAACUUCCCAUUUGGAAGAGGUGAUCGAAGAUGGCUCUGGAGAAAUUGAGCUAAAGGAUAAACUGAUUCAAGACAACAAGCUCAUUGUGGAAGUUCAAAAGACCAGUGAAAAUGAGAUAAUUGAAUACCAAAUCGAAAAUUGUCAUGCUUCAAUUUCCAGGAUUGAAACUAUAGCAGUAACAGAAGAGAAUGUUGAGCUGGAACCACCAGGUUUUGAAGAAAAGCCCGAAUCUGACUUGGAACCUGUGGUUGAAGACCAAAGCAAUGAAACACUCCCUGAACACACUAAAAGCAAAGAUGACGAAACCACAACUAAUGUUCAGAAUCAAGAGACUGAAGAACAGAUAAAAGAGGAACUGAAAGACAAAGUGGAGGCUGAAGGCAGUAUCAAUGGAGAACAAAACAAGAAUGAUGUUACCAAGGCUGUAAUCUUGUCUGAAGAGGUUGAUGGUAGCGAAGAUAUUAAAGAACAUGUCAUUGAGGAAGAAAGUAGCACAAAUGAACUUCAUCCAGCACCAAAAGGAGAUGAAACAACUAAUGAGGUUGAAAACUGCAGCUCAGUCUCAAUUGAACGUAUCGAGGCAGCUGAGUCUGAAGAGCGGAUACAAGCAGGAAACUCGGAGGAUGAAGAAAAUUCAACCAACAACAAAGAAGGAUCACACAUUACGGAAGAACUAGACGAAAGGAGACAGGAUGAAGAAUCCGGAGAUCCUGUAAAUGUGCACGGUGAAAAUAGAGAAGCAGAAGAAAAAGUUGAGAUUGUCGACGACUUGAAACUCAAUCAUGACAAGAGUCAUAGUGAAGCUGUGACAGAAGAAACAGCAGAGACAAGCUUAAACGACACACAGGUGAACAAGGAGCUCGUAAACACAUCAAAUAUCAGCUCAGCCAAGAUGAGUCUAAAAAAUAUUGAGAGUGAUGCUAAUCAAGAGACUGAAGAAGUGGAGAAGGUGCAGCUAGAAGAAAGAUCCUCCGACUUGGCACCCGAAGUCCCAACUAACAACAAUAAUGAAGAAGAGGUAAUCAAGAGAGAUCCAGAUAUGUUUUACAUGUCCGAAUAUCAGAUUGAAGAAGCUAAUAAUGACACAACAGAAAAACUGGAAGGUGAUAAAGUUGAAAUUGAAGGAGUACCUGAACCGUUGUCUGAUAGCGUACCCCCCAGAGUUGAAACUAUUCCCAAAGAUGAUAGUACUUCAACUAAUACUUUUCAGGAAGAGUAACCAGAGGAGCAACUUCAAAGGUCUCCCUACACAUUGCUUUCCUUUCCAAAUGAAG
Hibiscus syriacus is the source of this 1893-nucleotide messenger RNA. RefSeq names its product aspartic and glutamic acid-rich protein-like. The transcript is spliced from 6 exons. Bases 39 to 1838 code for a protein of 599 amino acids. The record is from RefSeq and is a predicted model, not a curated record. NCBI's taxonomy places the organism in Eukaryota, Viridiplantae, Streptophyta, Magnoliopsida, Malvales, Malvaceae.